Thamnophis sirtalis is the source of this 1199-nucleotide messenger RNA. RefSeq names its product VHL binding protein 1 (gene VBP1). Gene Ontology annotation, cellular component: cytoplasm; prefoldin complex. Gene Ontology annotation, biological process: microtubule-based process; protein folding; tubulin complex assembly. The record is from RefSeq and is a predicted model, not a curated record. Gene Ontology annotation, molecular function: tubulin binding. NCBI's taxonomy places the organism in Eukaryota, Metazoa, Chordata, Lepidosauria, Squamata, Natricidae.
CGCCUCCACAGCGCAUGCGGGCGCGGGCGUGACGGCGCGCGCCAGCCGCGGUCGCCUUCCCUCCCCAAGAUGGCGGCGGCCACCGGCGGCGAGGCGGUUUGUGGCGACGGCCCGGCAAGCGGCACCGGCGACAUCGGCAAGAGGGGUCACCUGGGCAUCCCCGAGGCCAUUUUCGUCGAAGAUGUAGAUUCUUUCAUGAAACAGCCAGGAAAUGAAACAGCAGAUGUAGUGCUCAAGAAGCUGGAUGAACAGUAUCAAAAAUAUAAAUUUAUGGAACUUAACCUUGCCCAGAAGAAAAGAAGAUUAAAAAGUCAAAUUCCUGAAAUUAAACAGACAUUAGAGAUCCUAAAACACAUGCAAAAGAAAAAGGAAUCUACAGAUCUCAUGGAAACCAGAUUCUUAUUGGCAGAUAAUGUCUACUGUAAAGCAUCAGUUCCUCCUACAGAUAAAGUUUGUCUCUGGUUAGGGGCCAAUGUUAUGCUGGAAUACGAUAUUGACGAAGCCCAGGCACUGCUAGAAAAAAAUCUUAGCACAGCUACAAAAAACCUCGAGUCCCUAGAAGAAGAUUUGGAUUUCCUUAGAGAUCAAUUUACAACUACGGAAGUCAAUAUGGCCAGAGUUUAUAAUUGGGAUGUAAAGCGAAGAAACAAGGAUGACCCUCCUAAGAACAUGGCUUAGUUCUACUAGUUUUAAAUACGGUUUUGUUUUUUCUUAUUUUUAAACUACCGUUCGGUUCAGCCUUUGAUGGACUGUGUUUUAAUUUAAUCUUUUUGGUUGUUGACAUAAUGGCGAGCACCUUUUGUUUUUAUAUUUUUUAAAAGGGGCAACUCUUAUUUGGUUCCAUGCAUGCUUCAUGCGAUUGGCCUGUUGGAAAAGGAGCCACAACAGUUUGUAGUGAAGAAGCCCCUCAUCAAUCUGGGAUUUGAGUCAAGGGAAUUAGAGAGGGUCAUUUUUUAAGUCACAGAAACUCUUUGAUGCUGAAGAUUUAUUAAAGAGGUCCACAGAAUAUAUCAUGGGGACAAAUGUACCGCUGAUGUGACAGAGUGAAUACAUCUUUGUGUUUUUGGCAAAUGACCCCUUUAAUCUCACCCUCCAGACGUUCUCUGUUUAAUUCUGUUCUGGAGAAUGGCUCAUCUUGGUACUUCAAAAGAUCACAUUUGGCCUUUGAAGGGUUAAAUAAUAAAACACUGAAUCCUGUU